ACCUAGGACUACAAAACCAAAAUAAUCUGCUAAAAUGUUUAGCCGAGCAUUAGCUUCAAAUUUUUUCAACAAUAAACCUUUAUUAUCUUGUUUAAAUAAUAAACAAUUACUUCGGAAUGUAUCGGUGCUGGAUGGCUUACGCAUGUCUUCAUUCCGGGCAUCGGAACCCUUGGAAAAUAUAGACCAAUUUCCGGAAGUAGAAGUCGUUAAGAAUUCUCCUGAAUGGAAAUACGUAGAACGACUUAUUGCACCUCGCGUCGUUCCAGCUCCAAUUGCUAGAAGCUCGUAUCCUUCAGGCUGGAAGCCUGCCAGCCCUGACCCGGGACUUAAGUAUUUUGUAGCUCGCACUAAAAACCAUAUGCUCCCAGUAUAUCUGAGACGAAGCUAUCGGGGACAACGUAUUAUUACUGCAGUGAGACGUAUUGACGGAGAUAUAUGGCAGUUGGAGGCUGAGUUGAGGUAUUUAAUUGAAAGUAAAUUGAAUAAACAGAUUGUUACCCGGGUGAACGAAAUGAACGCUCAGAUUGAACUGAAAGGAGAUUUUGUUACGAUUGUUGAGCAGUUUCUCCUGAGUAAGGGAUUGUAAUCGACAAUGUUCGUAAUGUAGAAAAAACCGAGUGGAUGCCCAGAACAUUUGAAAUAAAGAUGGAUGAACAAUGUUAGUACAACCGAAGUUAUGUAGAA
Messenger RNA from Topomyia yanbarensis, 684 nucleotides. It is a transcript of the gene mRpL49, whose product is annotated as large ribosomal subunit protein mL49. The record is from RefSeq and is a predicted model, not a curated record. Gene Ontology annotation, cellular component: ribosome; mitochondrial large ribosomal subunit. Gene Ontology annotation, molecular function: structural constituent of ribosome. Gene Ontology annotation, biological process: translation. Bases 35 to 586 code for a protein of 183 amino acids. The transcript has 2 exons. Lineage: Eukaryota; Metazoa; Arthropoda; Insecta; Diptera; Culicidae.